This is a messenger RNA of Adineta steineri, 1101 nucleotides long. The record is from the annotation of a GenBank genome assembly. Lineage: Eukaryota; Metazoa; Rotifera; Eurotatoria; Adinetida; Adinetidae.
AUGAAUAAAGAUUUAAUUAUUGUACGGCAAACAACAACAAGUUUACGUGAUUGUAAAGUUUGUGGAGCAUCAGCUCGUUAUUCUUAUUAUGGAGCGAUUGUCUGUCAGUCAUGUAAAAUGUUCUUUCGACGCCAUGGAUUAACUGAACAGACACUAAAUAAAUGUGUGUAUGAUAAUAAAUGUGAAAUUAAUAUAAGCAAUCGUCGGAAAUGUUUACCAUGUCGACUUGCUAAAUGUUUUGCUAAUGGAAUGCAUACCGAAAUGUUAAGAUCUUGUCAUUCUCAUAAUAAUACUCUAACUAAAAAGAGAAAAUUAAUUGAUGGUACAAUAUCGAUAAUAUCAACACCUGCACAGAUAAUAAAUAAAACAUCUCCACCUGAACAGAUUUCAACUUUAUCUUAUGAUCAAUGGAAUCUUCUUUCAACAUUAGUUUAUUCGUUUGAUGAACAUAGUCGUUAUUCAUUAGCUGAACAAUUUAUCGAAGAUCAAAAUACAUUACCGGUUAAGUUACGAUUCAAACAUUCGAUAGUUACUGAUUUUUUUACAUCAGUUAUGAGUAGAAUUCAACUUGUAUAUGAAAAACAUCGUGAUAUUCUUUCAUUAUCUCAUGAUGAUCGUAGUAUUUUGUUUCGAAAAACAGUUGAAUAUACAUCGAGUAUAAGUGGAAUCUAUAUCUUACGACAAACAAAAUUAUUAGAUGAUUUUACUUUUUCAAAAUCUUCGGAAAUUAUUUUUCAACCAAUUGGAAUGAUUUUUAUAAAACGUAUUAUUGAUCAACUUGAUCAUAAUGAUACAUUUAUUAAAUUAAUAUUUGCAGUUAUUGCUUUUUCAACAAUAAAUUAUACAGUUUAUAGGCAAUCGACUUCAAUGAGUUUAAUAAAUAUUAAAUCAAUUUUGUCUAUACAAGAUAUAUAUGUUAAAUUAACAUGGCAAUAUCUAUUAAAUCAAUGUAAUCAUACUCAAGCUGUUUUACGUUUUACAAAAGUAAUACGAUGUUUACUUCUAGUUAUUAGUAUGACUGUUGAAGCACAUGAAUCGAAAGAAUUUACUAAAAUGAUUAAUUCUGUUAUUGAACAAACUCAACAAACAUUUUGUUAUUAA